Messenger RNA from Dichomitus squalens LYAD-421 SS1, 2497 nucleotides. RefSeq lists its product as uncharacterized. Gene Ontology annotation, cellular component: P-body. The transcript is spliced from 5 exons. The coding region runs from base 68 to 2239 and encodes 723 amino acids. Lineage: Eukaryota; Fungi; Basidiomycota; Agaricomycetes; Polyporales; Polyporaceae. The record is from RefSeq and is a predicted model, not a curated record. Gene Ontology annotation, biological process: deadenylation-dependent decapping of nuclear-transcribed mRNA; positive regulation of catalytic activity; deadenylation-independent decapping of nuclear-transcribed mRNA. Gene Ontology annotation, molecular function: enzyme activator activity; mRNA binding.
GAACUCUCCCGCACCUCCACAACGCACCUUCACACCCUCAGUAAACAACUCACAACGACAACUCGGCAUGAUUCCUGCUGUCUACCAGAGCAACAUGAAGGUCCUACUUCGACGGGAACCUACCAUAACGGCUAUCAUCGACCAGUUCAGCCACGUCUGUCUUUACCAUCACAAUGGGCAGAAAUGGGAGAAACAUGGAUAUGAAGGGAGCAUGUUUCUAUUCGAGAAAUCCACAUAUCCUCCUUAUGGUUUCUACAUCCUCAACCGCAUGGGGACUGACGAUUAUGUCCGACCAAUCUACCCCGAAGAUGACAUGGAGAUCAUUGGGGAUUACCUGAUGUGUCGCUUCUACCCCGACUUCACAAAGACCCGGCUAGACAUGGGUCUCCCCUACCCGAUCCCUCCAGAGCAUCGCGCAACCUUCGACAUGGAGCUGCUCAGGCGUCUCCCUCCAGAAGAGCUCACGAAGAACCAGGACAAGGAGAAAAAGGGUCGUUCGACUACUCUUGGUCUAUGGAUGUUCGCAACGGAUGCACGGGAGCCUUUGAAGGAGGUUAUGAUGAGAUUGCACUCGCACGUUAAGCAAGGACUACCCUACCCCGAGGAAUACCGAUACGGUCCUGGCCGUCCUCCACCGCCUAAUCCACACUUACGAACCGAGAGCCGUGCGUCAAAUCAAGCCUCCGCAGGGAGCUAUGGCGACCGCGCACCUAGCGCUGUAGCGACGAACGGCACACCAGUCAAUCCUGCGGUCCAAUCUGGUGGUGCUGCGGCUCCUGCUGCUGCUGCGACUCCCGCCGCCUCAAGCUCAGAGCUCGACAAGCUUUUUGCUAAACUGAUCACCCCUUCCCCGUCUGUGAAUGUUCCGCCUGCUGCCGCAGCAGCCGAGCCACCGAAAAACAUUCACGACUUGUUCGCAGCCCUCAGCGGGAACAGCUCAGCGACCAAGAACGCUCCCGCUCUCCCACCGGCGUCUGUGCCCGCCGUCGAGCCGUCCCCACAGACUGGUAUCGCCCUGCUCGACUCGAUUUUUGCUUCCGUUUUGCCAUCCGGACCCUCCUCUACUGCCAUCGCCCAGCCCACGGGACCCUUGCCUCCUCGGCCUGAAGAGAUCGUCAUCGUCUCCCCGAAACCGACGUCCUCGGCUUUGCCGCAGAUCCUAAACCAAGACGUCAUCUCGUCACUGCUUGGUCUCGCACCUGAUUCCCGAGCAUCAUCCGCCGCACCGAGUUCCGUUGGAUCGCGUAGAUCUGCUCAGCAUAGAUACGAAGGCGACAACGAGUUCAGCGAGGGCGACCAGACAUCAGAUGGCGAGCCUCGCAGAUACAAUCCUCGCCCGGGCGCGAAGUCAGGCAAGGGCAUGCCAAUCUUCGCUGCCCCACAAGCACCUUCAUCCGAGUCAGAACCUGAAACAAGCACGGUCAACGGUUCGCGGCGUGUCCCGGGCGACGUCACGCCCCGUCCUCCAGCGGGUGGCGUGAAGUUGCCUCCUAUGUCCCCCCCGCAGUUCCAACAGCAGCGAACUGCGACCCCGAACGCCAACACAAAUGGCAAGGUGCCACUGACCGGUGCUGCAGCACAAUCUCCUGCACCCGGGUCCGCUUCCGCCCCGCGGCAACGCACUUUGGUGCCCUUCGAGGCCAAUUCAGACCUGUGGCCGUACCCCCGUGCGCCGCUUGACGACCGCUCGUUCGAGAACGAUGACGUCGUGGAGCUCGACUUCUCCGACACGCGCGCGCUGAGCGAUCCCGCGAUCUUCUCGUCGCGCCUCAAGGACAAAAAGGAGAAGAAGGACAAGAGGGAGCGGAAGGGCCGCAGGGAGCACGAGAGGGAGAAGGCAGAGAAGGCGGACAGGGAGAAGGCGGAGAUCGAGAAAGGAUGGGACAUCCCGACGCAGACGCAGGUUCAGCCUCCCUACCAGGCUGCUGCUACGGGGCCUGUUGCCGAGGCUGCGAAGGCGCACGCUGGAGGGCCAAAGGCUCCCGCACUCACCAAGAACGGGAAAUCCGCUGGUGUGAACGGUUCAGGAGCGGUGAACGGUGUUUUGGCAGCAAGCCAGGAUCAAGCGCCGGAUACCGUCGCUGCGAAAGACGCUAUCUUAAAUGCACUGUUGGGGAAGGGGCCUGCCCAGCCGGAUAUUGGGAGAAACGAGUUCAUUCGCGAGCUCCUCACCCUCAUUCAUACCGACUCACAGUUCGUUGAUAAGCUAUAUCAAGACUACCUCUCUCGUUCCGCCUGAUUCGCCCCUCACACUAUCUUCGAUCAUCACCGUCGUUUCUUGGUAGACCACUACUUGUUUCAUGCUUUUCUGUUGCAUGUCGGCACAUCGUUCGAAUAUCUGCCCGACUCGAGCUCACUCUCCCUUUGUGUUUCAUAUGCGCAUGCUCAGACCAUUGUCUCUGACCUCAUCCCUUAUCAUUUUGUUGUAUCGCUCCCACGCUCACUCGCUCUUCGUGAUGUUUUGCGUCUUCACCGCUAUCCUCUUACGGGGCUCAUC